Molecule: messenger RNA, 957 nt
Organism: Alternaria atra
Lineage: Eukaryota; Fungi; Ascomycota; Dothideomycetes; Pleosporales; Pleosporaceae
Exons: 2
Coding region: 1-957 (318 amino acids)
Biological process (GO): mitochondrial respiratory chain complex II assembly; mitochondrial electron transport, succinate to ubiquinone; tricarboxylic acid cycle
Cellular component (GO): mitochondrion
Source: RefSeq, a predicted model, not a curated record
AUGGCAUCUUCAAGACUAGUUGCUCGCUCAUCGCGCGCUCUCUUCUCCCUCCAGCGCACCCAAUGCCGUACCUUCAGCAUCUCUACGAUCCGCAACAAUGAGUUCGAAGCUCUCAACAAGCGCACCAACGACACUUCUGAGACGUACCGCAAAUACCAAAUCGAGAGGCCACUGAACCCUCAUCUUACCAACACCACCUCUACUAUUGCCAAUGAGAUGCCUGCGAUUGGCGAGGACGCUGCCCCGCCUGAGUUGAUCACCAACGCCGACGGCAAAUUCGCACCUAAGGACUCUGUGCCUGAGAAUACCGAGCGCAUGACAGGCGGAACACAGAGCAGCAAAGAUCAGGACGUUAGCGGAGCUAACAGCGAACUGGGUGUUGGUGAGAUGGAAGGCGCCAAGUUCAAGGUCGAACCUAUUCGCAGGACUGGAGAAGACCCGAACACCAUGCGUGCGAGGUUAUUAUAUCAGAGCCGCAAGAGGGGAACCCUAGAAAGUGAUCUCCUCCUCAGCACCUUCGCCGACGCCCACCUAAGUACCAUGUCUCCUUCUUUGAUGCAGCAAUAUGACACUUUCCUCGACGAAAACGACUGGGACAUCUACUACUGGGCGACUCAAGAACCCACACCUACAUCCCACGAGACAGCCGAGGGCGGUGGCUCUGCGAUGUCUACCGCCAACGCACAGGGCAUGGACGCGACGGCACAGACGAAGGUGCCUGAGAAGGACGAGCGCAAGAGGCAGCCUGGAGAGGGUGAAUGGGCGCAGACUGUUGGCACUUUCAAGCCCGCAUACAGGCCUGUGCCUAGCAGAUGGAAGGGCAGUGAGAUUCUGAGCUUGCUCCGGAAGCAUGUCAACGAGCGCAAGGCAGGAGGUGUAAUUGAGGGUGAGGGUAAAACACAACAGGAGGGGAAGGGUCUGGGAAUGAUGCCCGAGAUCAAGAACUUCGACCAGUAA